This is a messenger RNA of Quercus lobata, 2875 nucleotides long. RefSeq names its product receptor-like protein kinase 4 (gene RLK4). The transcript has a single exon. Gene Ontology annotation, molecular function: protein serine/threonine kinase activity; ATP binding. Gene Ontology annotation, biological process: protein phosphorylation; recognition of pollen. The coding region runs from base 220 to 2751 and encodes 843 amino acids. The record is from RefSeq and is a predicted model, not a curated record. NCBI's taxonomy places the organism in Eukaryota, Viridiplantae, Streptophyta, Magnoliopsida, Fagales, Fagaceae.
AAAGAACGCACUUCUGAGAGAACUUUGAACUUUGAAACUUUUUCGUCGUGUCUGUAAAACUGUCAGCUUUCUCUCAUAUCCAUGUAUACUUAACGAAAAUAAAAAUCCACUGAUUCUCUCUCACUCUCACUUUCACUCUGAACACUCUCAUCUUCUCAGAUUUCACGUCCUUUUCCCGGGAAAAAAAAAAAUGCUCUCUUUUUUCUCACAUACCAAACAAUGAAGAAAAAACCCACUGAAAAUAUGUCACACCCACACACACACACACCACCACUUUGUGUGACUCUCAUUGCUCUGCUUCUCAUCUCCAUAACCGCCACGUCAGCAUCAAACGGCACGGUUCUGAUAGUACGAGGAAACGCCACUAUUACAAGCGUUAACGAAACAUUCGAGCUUGGGUUUUUCAACACGAAUGGCGACAGCAACUACUACCUAGGAGUCUGGUACACCUCGGUCACCCCGAAAACCUAUGUCUGGGUCGCUAACCGCAACACCCCAACUAAAAACCUCGACACGUCGUCGUUCGAGCUCAACCGGUUGGGCCGGUUGGCGGUGAAAGCCUCGGAGAAUGUCACGGUCUGGCAAAGCUCAAACCUCGAAGCGUCGUCGUUUUUCCAGUUUCGCGACGAUGCAAACUUGGUUUUGCUCUCACCGGACCGCGCGGUUGCCUGGCAAAGCUUCGACCACCCGACUGACACGUGGCUUCCGGGUAUGAACCUGACCCGAGACAAAGUGUUAACUUGUUGGAAAACCGUGUCGGAUCCUUCGCCGGGUUUUUAUUCUCUGCGGUUGAACCCACACGACUACGGUGAGUUCGAGCUUGUUUAUAAUUCUACCAAGGAGUACUGGACCACCGGGAACUGGACUGGCCAGUCGUUUAGCAAUGUCCCGGAGAUGAAUGCGCCGUACAUUUACCGGUUUAACUUCGUCGACCCGUUUAGCCCAACGGCGUCGUUUGGGUUCAAGGUGGUGCCGUUGGAUCCUACUAGCUCCGUGCCGUUGAGUAUGUUUAGGAUUGAGUACGACGGUCGUUUGCAUCAGUACACGUGGUCAAAUCCGAACGAGAAUUGGUACCAGUUUUGGGUUCAGCCGGUGGAUAUGUGCCACGUGUACGGUCUCUGUGGGAGUUUCGGGUUUUGUGGUGGCGGUGGGUCUUGUGAGUGUGUACCAGGGUUCAAGCCUCGAAACGACGCCGCAUGGGAGUCCAGGGACUAUUCCGGUGGGUGUGUCCGUGAGAACUUGUCGUGUGGUGGAAACGACGAGUCGUUUAGGGGAAUUGGUACUGUGCGUUUUGAUGGGGCGGUGGAGAAGUCGUUUUUGGGGGACAAGGGGAGUUGUGAGAGGGAGUGUUUGAAGAAUUGUGAGUGUAUUGGGUUGUACUACAAUGAGAGGAGUCGUUUGUGUACGAAUCUUUAUGGGUCGCUUUUGAAUUUGCAGAAAUUGAAUUACAGUGUUGGUGGAGAAAAUAUGUUGUAUGUGAGGGUAGAUAGUGUGAAGAAGGGGAGGAAAAGUUUGAAUCUUGUGGUUUUGAUUGGUAGCAUUGUUGGGUCGGUUUUAUUUUUGGGGUUUGUGGGAGUGAUGGGGUUUGUUUUGGUUAAGAGGAAAUGGAAUGGGGUGAUUGAGGAAGAUAGGGAAUUUGGGGUUCUGAAUGUGAGGGUGUUUUCGUAUAAGGAGCUUCAAAUAGCGACACGGGGUUUCUCGGAGAAACUUGGGCACGGUGGGUUUGGGACGGUUUUUCAAGGCGAGUUAAAGGAUUCUAGUCUUGUCGCAGUGAAACGGCUGGAUAGGCCGGGGGGUGCGGAGAGAGAGUUCCGGGCGGAGGUGUGCACUAUUGGGAACAUUCAGCAUGUUAAUCUUGUGAGACUUAGAGGCUUCUGCUCUGAAAAAUCGCACAGGCUCUUAGUUUAUGAUUACAUGCCUAAUGGUUGCUUGAGCGUGUAUUUGCGCCAAGAGGGGCCUCAUAAUUUGAGCUGGGAUGUUAGAUUUCGAGUGGCUGUUGGUACGGCGAGAGGUCUUGCGUAUUUACAUGAGGAAUGUAGGGAUUGUAUCAUACAUUGUGAUAUUAAGCCUGAAAACAUUUUGCUUGAUAAUGAGUUCAAUGCUAAGGUGUCAGAUUUUGGGUUGGCUAAGUUAAUUGGUAGAGAUUUUAGCAGGGUAUUAGCUACAAUGAGGGGUACGUGGGGCUAUGUUGCGCCAGAGUGGAUUUCCGGGGUGGAAAUUACCACCAAGGCUGAUGUUUAUAGCUAUGGAAUGACACUGCUGGAACUGAUUGGGGGGCGUAGGAAUGUGCAGCCAUCCUCAUCAGGCAAAGAGGGUGGAGGUGGUGAUGGUGGUGGAGCAGGGGAGAAAUGGUUUUUUCCUCCAUGGGCAGCACAGCAGAUAAUUGAAGGCAAUAUAGGGGCAGUAAUUGAUAGCAGGCUUGGUGGUGCAUAUGUCUUUGAGGAGGUCAAGCGUGUCGCGUUCGUGGCUGUGUGGUGCAUACAGGACAAUGAGGUAAUGAGGCCUACAAUGGGGAUGGUGGUUAAAAUGUUGGAAGGAUUGGUGGAAGUGACCGUUCCCCCAGCACCAAAAUUGUUACAAGCACUGGUGUCUGGUGAGUCUUUUUGUGGUGUUAGGGCUGAAUCCGGCAAUGGGUUAUCCUCAGGUAGUGGUUUAUAUGGUGUUGAUGGUAUGGCAGUUAUGUCCAGUGGUGGCUCAGAAUCAUCUGUUGGUAAUAUCUCUUCCCCUGUGAAUAAGAAUGUGAAUGCUUAAUAAUUUUGGUUGAGGUGGAGUAAUCAAGGCUAAUUGUAUUUAUGCCAUUAAUGCUUGUUGCCCCUCCCAUCUUCUCAAAUUUUGGUUGAGGUGGAGUAAUCAAGGCUAAUUGCAUUGUAUACCA